Molecule: messenger RNA, 441 nt
Organism: Morchella importuna
Lineage: Eukaryota; Fungi; Ascomycota; Pezizomycetes; Pezizales; Morchellaceae
Exons: 1
Coding region: 1-441 (146 amino acids)
Source: RefSeq, a predicted model, not a curated record
AUGGUGAAAGAAAGCGACCUCAAAUCGACGGAAGAAGACACCGAAAUGAUUAACGUUGCGGAAGAACCGAUGACGAUGGAAAUGAACGAACCUGCUUCUACUCUGGGUUCUCCUACACCUCUAGUGAUCGAUCUGCUCGGAUUGAAUCUCAUCAGACUCUUCACGCGGGACAAUACAGUCCCCUUCCCCGAUGAACCUAACCAGGAAUACUUCCGUCCCAUCGAGGCGAUUGAGGAAAUGAUCCAGACAAUCAAUGAGGGUGGGGACUCGUUGGGGGCUUGGAAGAAGAUGGACAGCUAUCCAAUGCUGACAAAGGAAGAAAUGCGUCAGUGGGUAUUGGAAAAUUGUAAGAAGGGUGCUUCUCCGGAUCAAGAUUAUUCGGAGAAAUCAGAGGGGGAGGGGGAUGGGAGUGAGGAGGGAAAGAUGGGUGGUGAGGAGUAG